This is a messenger RNA of Venustampulla echinocandica, 1524 nucleotides long. RefSeq lists its product as uncharacterized. The coding region runs from base 1 to 1524 and encodes 507 amino acids. The record is from RefSeq and is a predicted model, not a curated record. The transcript is spliced from 4 exons. Lineage: Eukaryota; Fungi; Ascomycota; Leotiomycetes; Helotiales; Pleuroascaceae.
AUGGGUCUCUUUUCACGCAAGGACAAGUCUGGCUCUACGUCCACGACCUCGAGCGGCGCCCGCAAGGAUCCGGGCGAUGUACAGUCCAUGUCGUCCCAUUCACAGUCGUCCCUGAGGUCGCCAACCACGCCUGGCCAUAAUAACAUGAUGUCGCUUCCCAUCACCAUUCCUAGGAUCGCCCUGCCCAAGAACCCGGACCCUCUGGUCGACCCUGCGGGAUACCUGAGAAGCAUUGGGGCUGUGCGAGAGAGGUGUUCCCUAAUGUUGGAGAAGGCCAGGAGAAACGAGUUGAAUCACUUUGACGUUCAAAUGCAGAAUUUCGCCGAUACUACCAAAUUUGUUGUAUCAAUUAUGAAGCGAGAUUUUGGCACAGAUUAUGCGAGCAUCCCUCCCCACGGGCGCUGGCAGCAUUUCAGUGUCGGUGGACGAGAUCGUAUCGCGCUGCUUUUAAACACCUGGCCAAGCGAGUUAGACCCGUCCGAACGAUGUCGCCGACUUCUCGAUCUCUUCCUCAUCUCGGUUCUGUUGGAUGCUGGUGCGGGAACCUCGUGGUCCUAUAAGAGUAAGGAAAAUGGGAGGACGUAUAGGCGGAGCGAGGGGUUGGCAAUUGCAAGCUUGGAGAUGUUCAAAACCGGCAUGUUCAGCAGUAACGAAACCCAGCCGCACCAAGUCGACGCUGAAGGGUUGAGGAGCCUAACGGUUGAUAAAUUACGCGCUGCAUUGCAAGUCUCCGAGCAUAACCCAUUAGCUGGAUUGGAAGGCCGAACGGAACUCCUGAUUAAGCUCUCUGAUGCAAUGAAGAACCACAACUAUUUUGGGGCUGAUGGAAGACCCGGAAAUAUGCUCGACUUUCUGAUAUCUCAUCCAACCACACAAGCCUCCUCCGUCCCUAUAAUACUUCUGCCUACUCUCUGGACCGUCCUUAUGGAUGGCCUUGCACCAAUUUGGCCCUUAUCCCGUACUGCGAUCGACGGAACCCCUCUGGGGGAUGCCUGGCCUCUCUCCUCCAUGCCCACUGGGCCCGUUGCCGCACCAUGGGAAACCAUCGUACCAUUCCACAAGUUAACGCAGUGGCUCUGCUAUUCCCUUAUGCAACCGAUGACUAGGUUGAUGAAUAUCCACUUCGCAGGUGCCGAGCUUAUGACUGGACUGCCGGAGUACCGCAAUGGAGGCCUGUUCAUUGACACCGGUGUCCUGUCUCUGAAGAAGGAUGAUAUGGCACGAGGGGUAGAGAAUUUCAAGCGCAACAGCGCGGAAAAUGGGAAGAAAGAUUUGGAAAUUGUUCCUAUGUUUGCACCUGAUGAUGACGUGGUUGUUGAGUGGCGAGCUGUGACUGUUGUAUUUCUUGAUUUACUCCACGAGGAGGUGAACAGGACUUUGGGUCUACAAGGGCCUGACAGGCUGACACUGCCACAAAUGUUGGAGGCUGGGAGCUGGAAGGGAGGUAGGGAAAUGGCUGAAAUUUCGCGGCCAAAUACCCAGUGUCCACCGAUCGCAAUUCUUUCGGAUGGAACAGUCUUUUAG